Molecule: messenger RNA, 1178 nt
Organism: Schistocerca gregaria
Lineage: Eukaryota; Metazoa; Arthropoda; Insecta; Orthoptera; Acrididae
Gene: mad2
Product: mitotic spindle assembly checkpoint protein MAD2A
Exons: 4
Coding region: 107-730 (207 amino acids)
Biological process (GO): mitotic spindle assembly checkpoint signaling
Cellular component (GO): nucleoplasm; kinetochore; cytoplasm
Source: RefSeq, a predicted model, not a curated record
CCCGCUUCAUUCGGCGCGAAACAUCCAAAUAGAAAGACGGUUUGUUAAGGUAGAAUAGUAUCGCGUCUUUAGUCCCGCGUUAAGUUGUUAAUUGGUUUUAUACAGAAUGACAGAAGCAGCAGUGAAGAACACGAACUGCAUCACACUCAAAGGAUCAGCUAAACUUGUUGCGGAAUAUCUGAAUUAUGGCAUUAACAGUAUAUUGUAUCAGAGAGGUAUUUAUCCAUCGGAAACGUUCAGCAGUGCUGAAUACUUCGGUGUUACUAUUCUCAUGUCCCAGGACGAGAAAGUUAAAGAUUUUCUUAAGGAGGUACUUGGCCAGGCUCAAGAGUGGUUGUUGAAUAAGAAAGUAGAAAAAAUUGCACUCACAAUCACUGAUGUGGAUACCAAAGAAAUCAUGGAAAGAUGGGAUUUCAAAGUCCAGUACGAGAAUAGUUCAAGUUGUGACAAUCCGGACAAGGAAAUCGGAAACAAAGACCUUCAGGUCAUUCAGAGAGAAAUAAGAGAUGUGCUGCGACAAAUCGCUGCAUCUAUCAGCUAUUUACCGCUGUUGGAUUGUAUAUGUUCAUUUGAUGUUUUGAUAUACACUACUGCCGACUGUGAGGUGCCAGAUAAAUGGAAUGAGACAGAACCUGCAUUUAUAACAAAUUCACAAGAAGUAAAGCUGCGCACAUUUUCCACAUCAUUACAUCGUGUAGACACUUUAGUGAGCUACAAAGCCUCUACGUAAUGUAAUGGAAUGUGUGAUUACCAUGUGGACAUUUAUUUAUUCACAGUUACAGUGCAGCGCACAUUGUACUGUAAACUGAUAUGACUGAUCUGCUUUUUUAGGUGUAAUUCAUUUGUAAAUACACAUUUGUUAAAAAUUUAUCACAUUCUCAGUUUAUAUAUAAAUUUAGAAACAGUUUAAAUGUUGCUUAUAUUGUAUAGACUUAUUUCAGUGUGUCAUAUUCAACAUACUAAAUUCAAAUAAUUGUUCCCUUUGAAGUUGGACUGAAGUUCUUUACAGUGUAUAGUAGGCUAGCUUUGUAAUACAUGACAUUUUAUGUUUGGCGACAGCUCAACUGUGUUUUUUAUUGCUUUGUUUUAGGGAAAUGUUCGACAAUUGUAUACAUGAAUGAAUGUUUUGUGUAGUUUUAAAAGAUGACAUAAUUUUGCUAAUACAGUGUUUAAAUAUA